Messenger RNA from Magnolia sinica, 663 nucleotides. RefSeq lists its product as uncharacterized. The transcript is spliced from 2 exons. Gene Ontology annotation, biological process: DNA integration. Lineage: Eukaryota; Viridiplantae; Streptophyta; Magnoliopsida; Magnoliales; Magnoliaceae. Gene Ontology annotation, molecular function: nucleic acid binding. Bases 1 to 663 code for a protein of 220 amino acids. The record is from RefSeq and is a predicted model, not a curated record.
AUGGAUUUGUUGCUUUCAGAAUAUAUGAUCACUUACGAGCCGGCGAAAGUAGUUAAUGGGCAAGCAGUGACAGAUUUCUUGGCAGCUCAUCCUGUGACAGAUAGUGAAAUUGUUGCUGAUGAAUUUCUUGAUGAACAAAUUAUGAUGAUUGAAUCACCAAACUCAUGGCAGAUGUAUUUCGAUAGCACUUCUCGAAUGAUAGCACAGAGAAAAGGACAUCAAUUUUAUCCGACAUGUGAUAAUAUUCGUUACGGUAUCUCGAAGAAAAUCAUCACCGAUAAUGGUACUCCUUUCAAGAAUAGGGGCAUGGAAAAGUUGUGUCAAAAAUUCAGUAUUCACCACUCAUUUUCAACACCUUACUAUCCACCGGCCAAUGGAUUAGUAGAGGCAUUUAACAAGAUGAUUGUGAAAAUACUGAAGAAGACAGUGACUGGAAAUAAGCAUGACUGGGAUGAAAAGUUGCAAGAGGCUCUCUGGGCUUACAGGACUCCUCAUCGGACGACAACAAAAGCUACGCCGUAUUCGUUGGUUUAUGGCAUAGAGUCUGUCAACCCGAUUGAAACACAAAUCGCAUCACUCAAAGUAGCAAUGCAUCAGUCAAUUACAGAUGAUGAAAAUGUGAAAAUAAGGCUGACAAAAUUAUAUUUGUUCACUGAAAAAUGA